Messenger RNA from Pipistrellus nathusii (Nathusius's pipistrelle), 2613 nucleotides. NCBI's taxonomy places the organism in Eukaryota, Metazoa, Chordata, Mammalia, Chiroptera, Vespertilionidae. The record is from the annotation of a GenBank genome assembly.
AUGUGGAUCCAGGUUCGCACCAUGGAUGGGAGGGAGGCCCACAGCGUGGGCUCGCUCUCCAGGCUGACCAGGGUGGAAGAUCUGAGGGAGAAGAUCCAGGAGCUGUUCCACGUGGAGCCAAGCCGACAGAGGCUUUUCUACAGGGGCAAGCAGAUGGAGGAUGGCCACACCCUCUUUGACUAUGAUGUUCGCCUGAAUGACACCAUCCAGCUACUGGUUCGGCAGAAUAUCGUGCCUCCCCCGAGCAGCAGCAACAACCAGGAAAGAGACUCUGAGCUUUCUGACACGGAUUCUGGCUACUGCCUGGGCCAGAGCGAGUCGGAUAAGUCUUCCACUAGCGGUGAGGUGGACAGAAAUGCAGGCUUAACAGAUGAGGCAAUAUAUGAAGAGACGGAUCUGGGCCUUUACAAGGUCAAUGAGUACGUUGAUGCUCGGGACACGGAUGUGGGAAGUUGGUUUGAGGCGAAGGUUGUCAGGGUGACAAAGAAGCCACCAUCCCAGGACACGCCUUGUAGCUCUACCUCAUCCCAGGAUGCACCCUCUAGUUCCACCUCAUCCCAGGAUGCACCAUGUAGCUCUGCCUCAUCUCAGGAUGCACCAUGUAGUUCCGCCUCGUCCCAGGACGCACCCUGUAGCUCUGCCUCAUCCCAGGAUGCACCCUGUAGCUCUGCCUCGUCUCAGGACGCACCAUGUAGUUCCACGUCGUCUGAGGACCCAUGCUGUAGCUCCACCUUGUCCCAGGAUGCACCCUGUAGCUCCACCUCCACGUUGGAAGAAGAUGAUGAUGUCAUUUAUCAUGUGACGUAUGAUGAUUACCCGGAAUACGGUGUGGUCCAGAUGAGUUCACAGAACGUCCGGGCCCGAGCCCGAGAAAUCAUCAGAUGGCAGGAUCUGAAGGAGGGCCAGGAGGUCAUGCUCAACUACAACCCCGACAAGCCGAAGGAUCGGGGCUUCUGGUACGAUGCGGUGAUCCAGCGGAAGAAGCAGACCCGGACAACACGGGAGCUGUAUGCUAACAUCAGUCUUGGGAGUGGUUCUCUCAGCAACUGUCGGAUCAUGUUUGUGGAUGAAGUUUUCAAGAUUGAGCGUCCUGGCGAGGGGAGCCCCAUGGUUGAAAACCCAGUGAAAAGGAAGAACAAGCCCUUCUGCAAUAAAUGCAAGGAUAACCCAAGCAAGCCCUGCCACGAGUGUUCCUGCAGCCUGUGUGGGAGCAAGCAGGAUCCUGACAAGCAGCUCAUGUGUGAUGAUUGCGACCACGCCUUUCACUUAUAUUGUCUCAACCCGCCUCUCAGCAGUGUUCCCCCGGAGACGGAGUGGUUCUGCCCUAAAUGUCGAAAUGACGCCAGUGAGGUGGUGUUGGCAGGGGAGAAGCUGAAAGAGAGUAAGAAGAAGUCGAAAAUGGCAUCGGCCACAUCAUCCUCGCAGCGGGACUGGGGCAAGGGCAUGGCGUGCGUGGGCCGCACCAAGGAGUGCACCAUCGUUCCAUCCAACCACUACGGACCCAUCCCAGGGAUCCCUGUGGGCACCAUGUGGAAGUUCAGAGUCCAGGUCAGUGAGUCAGGAGUCCAUCGCCCGCACGUGGCGGGCAUCCAUGGCCGGAGCAAUGAUGGGGCGUAUUCCCUGAUCCUGUCUGGGGGGUAUGAGGACGAUGUGGACAAUGGGGAGUUUUUCACGUAUACUGGUAGCGGUGGUCGAGAUCUUUCCGGCAACAAGCGGACUGCAGAACAGUCCUGUGAUCAGAAACUCACCAACACCAACAGGGCACUGGCUCUCAACUGCAAUGCCCCCAUCAACGAACACAAAGGGGCCGAGGCCAAGGACUGGCGCUCAGGGAAGCCGGUCCGGGUGGUGCGCAACACCAAGGGCCGCAAGCACAGCAAAUACGCCCCCACUGAGGGCAACCGGUACGACGGCAUCUACAAGGUUGUGAAGUACUGGCCUGAGAAGGGGAAAUCCGGCUUCCUGGUAUGGCGAUACCUUCUGCGGAGGGACGACGAUGAGCCUGGCCCCUGGACGAAGAAAGGGAUGAACCGGAUCAAACAGCUGGGACUGACCAUGCAGUUUCCAGAAGGCUACCUUGAGACCCUGGCCGAGAAGGAGAAGGAGAAGGAAAAGGAGAAAGAGAACAGAAAGAAGCCAACUGAAGAGGAAGAGGCGAAAGAUGAAGAGGAGGGAGAGGAGGAUCUCACUAUCAGGAAGGGCAAACGGAAGAGUAAGUCAGAAGGUUCCUGCUCCCUGGGAGUUACACCCAAGAAACCCAAGGUGGAGCCUUACAGCCUCACAGCCCAGCAGAAAAACCUCAUCAAGCAGGACCUGAGCAACUCUAAGCAGUGGACCGAGAUCCUCAAGUCACUCAAGGAUGGGCCGAAAUUCCUGAAUAAAGUAGAAGAAACAUUCCAGUGUAUCUGCUGCCAGGAACUGGUAUACUCCCCAGUCAGCACCGGGUGCCAACACAACGUGUGCAAGGAGUGCCUGGAUAGAUCCUUCAAAGCCCAGGUGUUCUCCUGCCCUGCCUGCCGCAAGGAACUGGGCCGAAACUACUCCAUGCAAGUGAACCAUUCGCUGCAGGAGAUCCUCACGCAGCUCUUCCCCGGUUAUGGCCGUGGACGGUGA